UUGGUUGAGCAGCUCAUCCCUAGUUCCCUGCUGUAGCGAUAUCUACUGUUGAUGUGUCACCUCCUCGACCAGCCGGAGAGAUCAAUAUUCAGUUAAUUUCAGAUCCCCAUCCAACAACAAUGGCUCUGGCGCAUUCGGCGUGGAGGUGAGCCGGACCAUGGACGAGCCGGGUGCUGACGGCGUCAUGGACGUACCAAAGGAAGCCCCCCCAGCCGACCUGCUCCACAACAUCAACAAUAACAACCAUGGCAAUGACAAAGACGGCGGUGUCGGCGACCCCACACCUUCGGAUCCUGAGGAGGAAGAGAUCUGUCUGGAUAGUGGGGACGAGGCAGAGGGAACCAACACGCCUCUCGCCUGUAACGAGAACAAGGCCGAGCCGGACGUUCAAAAGGAUGCUCAGUCUACACCCAGCGAGCCUGCCCCUCCAACCCAGCACUUAAGUCAGGCGCCAGCAGGGGACCAGGAGGGGCGACCCGGGGCCGGUUCUAACAGUGGAGACCAUCAACCCUCAACCCGCUCUCUUCCAGACCGGGCUGGGGAACCACUGCCCCCCACAACCGGCCCUUCAGGUGACCUGAAAGAAAGCUCCCCCUCAGUUCUCGAGGGGACCACAGAGGAAGACCUAUUGACUUUGGAGGAGGUGAGAGACACUCCUCCUCCUGCUGCUGAGGCUUCUCAGGAGGGGGACACGGCCCCCUCGAACCCGAGUCCUGAAGGUUUAACGGGGUCCUCCCCGGCCUUCGGAGCCACAACGAGCGAGACCGGGGCGCUCCCCUCCUCCGCCCAGCGUCCGCCGGAACCGUCGCCGCCGCCGACCCUCGCGGCCAACGGCGGCAUCCCGAACGGCGGCGUCCCGAACGGCCCCUCCACCCCGCCCUCCGUCCCGGCGGGCUCCUCCGUUGCCCCCAGCCCGCAAACCGACUCCCCCGACCCGGCCGCCGUCCGCUCCCACGCCCUGUCCAGCCCCUACGACACGGACUGCAGCCGCAAGCUCCUCGCGGAGAUCCAGCGCUCGGUGUCGCAGGAGUCCCUGCUGGACGAGCUGGAGUCGGAGAUCCUGGCCUGCCGCCUGCCCGGGACCACCGGCGGCGGGGGGGGGCCCGGAGGAAAGGGGAACCGGCCGGUGAACGGGGCUCCCAAGGAGCAGCAGAGGGAGGAGGAGGAGUGCAUGGCGGCCUUUGAGAAGUGUGUGCAGCACAAGUACACGCAGCAGGAGCACGCCAUCAAGAGGUAGGUCAGCGCGCUGAACCCCGUCCGCCUACGAAAUGGCUUUCUGUUCCAUCUGCACUGAUGCUGGAUAAUGGUGUGGUGUAUGGCUGGGCCAUAUGGACCAAAACUCGUAUCUCGAUAUUUUUUGUUUGAAUGGCGAUAUACAAUAUAUUCUAAAGAUAUUUUGAAUAAAACGGGUAAAGUUUGUAGUUUUAACUACACGCCACAAGUAUUCACCAUCAACCAUUUAUUUAGGUUUAGUUUUUUUUUUUUUAUGCAAUGGAUAAUGUAUAGAAUGCCAGUCAUUAUCGGGAAAAUAAGCCCCGACAGGGCGAACAGGACACUGAUGCGCAGCGGAGGUGUCUUACGAUAAUGAUCGGCGACGUUCUAUACAUUAUCCCGCUUAUUACACGCCUACU
Gadus chalcogrammus (walleye pollock) is the source of this 1631-nucleotide messenger RNA. RefSeq lists its product as uncharacterized. The record is from RefSeq and is a predicted model, not a curated record. The transcript has 2 exons. Lineage: Eukaryota; Metazoa; Chordata; Actinopteri; Gadiformes; Gadidae. Bases 158 to 1237 code for a protein of 359 amino acids.